This is a messenger RNA of Medioppia subpectinata, 1752 nucleotides long. The record is from the annotation of a GenBank genome assembly. NCBI's taxonomy places the organism in Eukaryota, Metazoa, Arthropoda, Arachnida, Sarcoptiformes, Oppiidae.
AUGUCUGGAAAUGAGAGCCUUUUGCCGACAUAUUAUCAAAAGCCGUUUCCUUUCGCGAAGUUAUUGAAAAAAUACGUGCCUUUGAUUGCGAUCUCAAUACUACUGACGCUAAGCCUUCUCUGCUAUGUAUUUAUGCCACAAAUCCAGUCCUCAACCGAUUUUGUCCAAAGAAAUUGGCCGUCGAUUCUGACGGACGACACGACCGACCCGUCGUCGCCGUCGACGACAACCAAAGCCCGAGUCUAUAAGAAUGAAGGCAUCAAAUCCAUUAUCACUGGAGACGCGAGUGAUGGCAAAGAAUCGGCCGGAGAUGUGGUGACCAGUGGUGUGAAAGCAGUGCCGCUGCCGUCGGGCGACGAUCCGGACCCGAAGGUGAGAGAGCGACGCGAUUUCGUGAAGGAUAUGAUGAGACACUCGUGGGAUAACUAUGUGAAGUACGCCUGGGGUCACAACGAGCUGAAGCCCGUCUCACACACCGGACACACGUCCGACAUAUUCGGCGGCGACUCUAAACUGGGCGCUACUGUUGUCGACUCCCUGUCCACGCUUUACAUCAUGAAUAUGACCGACGAGUUCCGGACGGCCAGGGAUUGGGUGGCGACGAGUUUUGAUAUGAGUGCUGUCAACGCAGACGUGUCUGUCUUCGAGACAGUGAUCCGAUUCGUGGGCGGACUCCUGUCGGCGUACGGACUCACCAACGAUGCCGUGUUUUUGCAGAAGGCUGUGGAAGUGGCCGACCAUAUGCUGCCCGCGUAUAACACGCAAACAGGUUUGCCGUUGGCUUUGGUCAACCCGAAGACAGGAAAGGCCAAGAACUACGGCUGGGCUUCUGGCGGCUGUUCAAUACUGUCUGAGUUGGGUUCCCAGCACUUGGAGUUUGUAUACCUGAGCGCAGCCACCGGUGAUCCCAAAUAUGCGGACAAAGUGACAAAAGUGCGUCAGUUUAUGGACCAAAUGGUGAAACCACACGACGGCCUGUACUUGAAUUACGUGAACCCAUUGACCGGGCAGUGGGGCGGCGAAGACCAGGUGUCGAUGGGAGCGCUGGGCGACAGUUUCUACGAGUAUCUCAUCAAGUCUUGGGUUCAGACCAACGGCACCGAUAAGUUGGCGCUCAAGAUGUAUAACGAGGCGAUUGCGGCCGUAGACAAGCAAUUGGUGCAGAAGUCGGCGCAGAAAGGGUUGACAUAUUUGGCGAAACUAAGUUAUGGUCAUUUGGAGCAUAAGAUGGAACACUUGGCCUGUUUUACGGGCGGAAUGUUUGGUUUGGGUGCUCUUCACGCCUCCGAUCGCCGCACGAAAGACCACUUCAUGGCUUUGGCGGCGGCGCUGACGGACACGUGCGCCGAGUCGUACGGCCGGACGGCCACCGGCAUCGGUCCCGAGGCCUUCUACUUCACCGAAACGGCUGAAGCCAUUGCUAUCAACCAAUACGAGAAGUACUACAUCUUGAGGCCCGAAGUGGUCGAGAGUUACUUCUAUAUGUGGCGACUGACUCACGACCAGCGCUUCCGCGACUACGCCUGGAGUGCGGCGCAGGCUAUCAACACUCACUGUCGCACUGACUACGGCUUCUCCGGUAUCCGAAACACAAGUGAUGUCCACUCGGCUAAGGAUGACGUCCAGCAGACCUUCUUCUUAGCCGAAACACUCAAAUACUUGUACCUAAUCUUCUCUUCAGACGACUUGAUCUCAUUGGACGACUGGGUCUUCAAUACCGAAGCGCAUCCCUUACCAGUCCUCAGACCCUAA